GGGGCGGCGCGGGCGCGUGGCUCCGUUGUAACAACCCCUGAUCGCGACUGUCGGGACGUGGUUUUAGUCGCGAUAGCCGUCCUCGAGCUGCAGUAUCCGUCUCUCUUCUCGCUCGGUGUUCGGCCGUUUUCGGCUUGGGGGUGAAUUAGUUUUUCUGCGAGGAAACCCUUCUGAAAGGAAAGUACGAGACGUCGAUUAAUCGGCGUUCGUCGCGGUGGCCACGGCCGAUAUUUUCACCGCAACGGGAAAUCCCAUUCCUGGAAAAUUUGCUGUAUAUACUGUAUACAUAUAUUAUACACUCACGAAAUUUAUAUCACAUACGCAUCGCAGCUAUUAAUCACAGUAUAGCGGAAGUAUGGAGCGUCCUGAGGAGGCGGUUCAGGAACGCGGUCGAAACUUCCGAUUACUUCACCCCGAAGAACUGCCUCAACUUCUGGACUUCCUCACCGGAUAUCUUCCCGAAUCUCUGAAGUUUCAUCAAACUCUUUUAACCUACCUGGAGGAACGAGUCUGGGAAUUUCACUUUUACGUGGCAGACGGUUGGCCAAAGCAGUCCCCAAUCUGCCUCCACUUCCCAGGAAUGACAUUGUCCCCGCACGGUACUCUCUACGAAAGCGUGGGGGUCUUCUGUCCCGGCGACAGACUGGAGUUGCUGAAGCUCCUGCGAGCGGAAGACGUGUUGUUGGACUGGUCCCGUCCCUUGUACAUAAAUUUCACGCACUGCGACAUAGUCGACGAGUUGGCGCGGCUGUACGAGGGUACGGGAACGGUGAACCGAGUCCUGGGUGACAUCUGGGCGUGCGAAGAGCCCGAGAAGACUGCCGAGGUCGAGGAGGACGUGGAGGAGAGUCAGACGGACGUCAGGGUCCAGCCUCUGAGGCCGGAACACGCCGAAGGAAUCCACGAGCUUUACUCGGCGAACGACGUGGAGUGUCACGAGCUUUUCCUACGGUUGAUAAAGACGCUACCAGCGGCAGGAGUCUUCGCGGGUGAUCGACUGGCCGCCUGGAUGGUCCAGUCCUACUACGGAGCGAUGUUCUCGAUGCAGACGCGGCCCGAGUUCCGGCGGAAGGGUUACGGCACAAAGCUCGCGAGGUACCUGAUCAAGGCAGUCGCCGACCGGGGCUACAAUUCCUUCGUAUUCAUAAGGCCGGAGAACGAGGCGAGCCGGAGCCUCUACACGAAACUGGGCUUCCGGAAGCUCUACCAGACGGCCAGGGCGGCCUUCACGCCUGAGGGAUGGGAGGAGCCAGAAAGCGAGGGGAACCUCUUCCUCAGGGAAAACCUGGAGAACGCCGUUAGGCAGCUGAAUCACAGGGUGGCGAUGGACGCGAUCUGCGACGAGAAGGAGGAGGAAACGGCGGAGGGGGAGGAGGAGGAUCGCGUCGCGAUACCGACCUCGGUUCUCGACUCGCCCGUCGAUUCUUCCGCCCCGCCGAUAUCGAACAAAUACGCCUCCGAGGAAGAUGUGGACGCCGUUACAGCCGACGACGAACCCGUAUUGCUCGUCAACGGCGACCGUAGCGUUCUUCAGGCCGAAGACAAGCAAUCCACUUGCUGCGUCGCUGACGUCGAAACGGUAGACGAAAAGGAAACCAUAUGCGCGCCCUCGGUCGAGGACAGCAACGAAGGUGACGGCGGGACGGAUUUUAACGCCGAUAGAAACUAAUUGUUUGUCGUACAAUUUCCUAUUAUUUUACGAUUAUUAUGUUAUGUUAUUAUAUUAUAUUAUAUACAUAUAAAGCUCGUUAUUCGACGCACGCGAUUUUACUUACAGUUAGGAUUACGUGUAUAUCGAAUUAAUUAAAUGGAUAUACGGAAAUUUGUGAGAAAGAAAAAUAUAAUGAUCGAAGGCAUAAGAUAACCGUGAGUAAAAUAUAAUAUAUAGACGAGAAACACUUGUUAUAAAAUACGUACCCCGCGGCUUGCGCUUGGCACAUUCGACAGCGGUAGCAUUCGGAGAAUAAAAAUUCCACCCUCACCCUUGAAUUACGUAGUACGUGCAGGUAUAAUUUAAGUUUAAGAAAUCAGAAAACGAAAUUAAAACUAAAACGUAAGAAGAAGAAAUAAGAAGAAAUUACGAAUAUGUAACAUAAGUACAUAUAUAUAUUAUAGAAUAUUGUAUAACAUCUUCUAAGAGAUCGGCUAACUUGUAGGGAUGCAGUCAAUUCUGAUUUCGUGCGAAUCACUCGAGUUAAUAAGUAUGUGUAAUGAUACGUAUAACACAUGUAUAGAUAUUGUAUAAAUGUAAUAUUUACGGGAACUUUGAAAGGUCUUCGAUACUCUUCAUAUCAUAUAAAUAUAGUAAUAGGAAUUGAAACCUUGAAAUUAUUGGUUAAAUUCAAAGAUGCGAAGCUGCAACGAGCGGUUUUCAAGUGAUAACUUACUAUGAGGAUAAAAUCAGCCUGGAAAAAUGUGUGGGAAACCUUUUUCUCUUCUCACUGUCGGACGUUUUCAGAAAGGUUUUGCAAAGUCGCUGUAAUGCGAAGGUUCAAAUGUCAAUACAGAAA
Molecule: messenger RNA, 2510 nt
Organism: Diprion similis
Lineage: Eukaryota; Metazoa; Arthropoda; Insecta; Hymenoptera; Diprionidae
Exons: 4
Coding region: 356-1669 (437 amino acids)
Molecular function (GO): acyltransferase activity, transferring groups other than amino-acyl groups
Source: RefSeq, a predicted model, not a curated record